CACAGCAAAAGCUUAUUUGCGAUUCAGUUUGUGGGUUAUUUUAUCAAAUUUUGAUCGUACGGCCGGGGAAUAUAUCUACCAUGGUAAAACAGAACCUAGUGUCGUUUCAUAUAAUUGAAAGGGAAAGUAGUCAACAAAAUCUAGUGACAUGGACGUAUCCUACAUUGACGGACGAAUUAACGGCAUACCUAAAAGCACGAUGUUUUCCUCCUGAAUCGGAUAAAGACUUAUUUUUUUACCUUAGAAAAAAUAAUCUCUGGAUGUACAUUCAAAAUUAUUUUCAUAAACAGAAGUUAACAGCUCUAAUUGUCGUGGCAGAGGAAUUUAUACCAGAUAAAUACAAACUUUUGUGUGAUAUUCUCGAAAAAAAGUAUACAAAAACCAGCAGUCCAGUAGAACUAGUUAAAUUGUACAUAAACUUAAUAUCUGGAAAAUCCAUCUACUACCAGGAGAACGGCUCUGAAAUCGGCCUCGAUUUGAAAGCACGUAGCACGGAAGUGGGUAUAAAAGAUUUGAUAAGUAACUUUGGAUUAGAAAUAAUUUUAAUAUAUAAUGCAAUUUUAUUGAAAAGGAGGAUACUAAUAUAUCAUCACGAUAUUGAGAAACUUCAAAAGAAAAUGGCACCUAUGACUUAUUUAAUUCCUUUUAGAAAUCUUAAGGACUAUUUGUUACCUUGGAUCGAGAACAUUAACGAAUUAAAAGGUUGCUCCUUUUACUUGGCUGGUACUACAGAAAAAAAUGCCUUGAGUAAUGAAAGAUAUUACGAUUUAUAUGUAAAUUUACUAGAAAACGAAAUAACUAUUUCCAAAGCAGCCAAAGAUUGCUUCACUAUGGCAAAGAUCCACAAAGACAUAGCUCUAUUUCUAGUUCAAUUGUCUGAGAGUGACUUGAGUGAAAUAAAAGUCAUCGAACAAAUACAAAACAAAACUAAAGAUGUUGUACAACAACUUUAUUCUAUAGCAGUCUCCAGAGAUAACAAAAAGAUGGUAACGAUGAAUGAUUUAAAAUCUAAGAAGUACAGUCCUCCUUUAGAAAAUUUCUUGUUCAACAUGGCUGUGGCUGAAAAUAUUAUGAUACUAUAAUUUGUGAUAAUAACUUGUAUAGCCCUGAAAUUUUGUUUAGUUUAAUAAACUAAAUUAAUAUGCAUGUAAAUGAAAAAAAAUCCUCCAAAAUAUGUUCAUUAAAAAUAUAUUAUGUUCCUUUGUUGCCCCUAUAUACAUAGGUACCUAUUGCAACGAUAUAGUUACUUAUUAAUCAGUUUUAUUUGUCGUUAUGUCAAAAUAGAUUCUUUCUACAA
This is a messenger RNA of Anoplophora glabripennis (Asian longhorned beetle), 1297 nucleotides long. Its product is annotated as protein FAM45A. The record is from RefSeq and is a predicted model, not a curated record. The transcript is spliced from 6 exons. Gene Ontology annotation, molecular function: guanyl-nucleotide exchange factor activity; small GTPase binding. Gene Ontology annotation, cellular component: late endosome. Bases 81 to 1082 code for a protein of 333 amino acids. NCBI's taxonomy places the organism in Eukaryota, Metazoa, Arthropoda, Insecta, Coleoptera, Cerambycidae. Gene Ontology annotation, biological process: regulation of early endosome to late endosome transport; protein transport.